UCUCGAUCAAAAACCAAAACAAACAAUUUCAACUUCUGCACACUAGCUCUCUCUCUCUCUCUCUCAUUCUGAAACAAAACAAAGAAAGAAAAACAAAAAGCUUUUGUGAUAUUUGUUAUUGCCAAGUAAAGGAAUGAGGAAUGUGUUUUUCAAAUCGCCUUCACCUUCAGCUUCACCUUCUAGAACAGCGAUGAUUCCACCAGCUUCACCUAGCCGCACUUUCUCUGAGUCUCUAAUGGACGAGAACAUUGAGAUUGCUGAGUCUCUUAUUACCAAAUGGGACUCCAAUAACGUUUCUUCCUUUGCAAACGUCACCUCGCUUUUCCACGCAGAUCCUCACGAGGCUAAACAGUAUUUGAACUCUGUUAGAGACUUACAGGCCACUAUGCAGCACUUGGUUACCGAGAACUCGAGCUCUGAAAAGAUUGUCGCGGCUCAGAAUUUGAUGCAACUUGCUAUGAAGAGGUUGGAGAAGGAGUUCUAUCAGAUUUUGUCUGUGAAUAGGGCUAACUUGGACCCUGAAUCGGUUUCGGUUCGCUCGUCGAGAUCUUCGGCGGCGAGGUCGAGCACUUCGGAUUUUGAGGAAAGCAAUGAGUCGGAGGAGGUCGAGUUCCGAUUCGGGACUGAGUUGGAUGACUCGCUCUCCGAUGUGGAGCGAGUUUCGAUGAUCGCGAUGACGGAUUUAAAAGCCAUUGCGGAUUGUAUGAUAUCGUUUGGUUAUGGAAGAGAGUGCGUCAAGAUUUACAAGAUAAUUCGGAAAUCGAUUGUCGAUGAGUCGCUGUAUCAUCUUGGUGUUGAGAGGCAGAUUAGUCUUUCACACUUGCAAAAGAUGGAUUGGGAAAUGGUGGAGUUGAAAAUCAAAACCUGGUUGAACGCAGUGAAGGUCGCCGUGAAAACACUCUUUUACGGCGAGAGAAUUCUCUGCGACCACGUGUUCUCUGCCUCAGAUUCUAUCAGAGAGUCUUGCUUCUCUGAGAUUUCCAAAGAGGCCGCACUAAUCCUGUUUGGAUUCCCGGAAACCGUGGCAAAGUGCAAGAAAACCCCCGAGAAAAUGUUUCGCACUCUGGACCUAUACGAAGCAAUAUCAGACCUCUUGCCUGAAAUCCAAUCCAUCUUCUCGUACGAAUCAACCUCCACCGUCCGAUCACAGGCCAUUAAUUCCUUGAUCAAACUCGGCGAUGCGGUGCGUACAAUGUUAAUGGAUUUCGAAACCGCCAUUCAAAAAGACCCGGCGAAAGCUACAGUACCAGGCGGUGGGGUCCACCCAUUGACACGUUACGUGAUGAACUAUAUCUCUCUCCUCGCCGAUUACAGUGGCACACUCGCCAAUAUAGUCGCCGACUGGCCGUUAAAUCUACAAACGCCGUUACCAGAAUCAUAUUUCGGUAGCCCAAGCGAACUCGAUGAUAGCCCAGUUUCCGUACGAUUUGCGUGGCUGGUCUUGGUUUUACUCUGCAAACUCGACGGCAAAGCCGACCUAUACAAAGACGUGGCACUCUCGUACUUGUUCUUAGCCAAUAAUCUUCAAUACGUCGUCGCUAAGGUCCGCAGUUCGAGUUUGAAGCUUUUUCUUGGUGAUAAUUGGGUGAAUAAGUAUGAGUUGAAGGUGAAACAGUACGCUUCGAAUUACGAGAGAAUGGGAUGGAGCAAAGUGAUAUCUUCGUUGCCGGAAGAUCCAACGGCUGCGAUUUCGCCGGACCAAGCCAGGGACUGUUAUAAGAAAUUCGGGGCGGCGUUUGAAGAGGCUUAUAAGAAACAGAGUUCGUGGGUCGUGCCCGACCCGAAACUGAGAGACGAGAUUAAAGUUUCAGUGGAGAGAAAGCUUAGUGCGGCGUACGGGAAUUUCUAUGAGAAGAAUCGGGGCGGGUCGGGGUCAUUUGUCAAAUUUGCCCCUGAUGAUUUGGGGAAUUACCUGUCGGAUUUGUUCUAUGGGAAUGGGAGUACAGGGAGUGUUUCGUCACAUUCGAGUGGCAUACGUGGACAUUGAGAUUUUUAUUUUGGCCGGUUGUUCUUGCCGGCCUUGGAAGUUUUUGAGGAGCCUAAGAAUUUUCUCAAAAAAAAAAAAAAAAAUGGAAAGCCAAAGAAAAGCAAAACUAUCUUACAAACUCAAGAUAAGGUUCCAUAAUUAGCUUCCAAAUAUUCUAUAGCAUGGGCUGCAGCAGACCUAGCUAAAAAAGAGGGGUUAGGACGUGGAUUACCGUAGUGAGCCUCAUUCCGCCUAUUCCAAAUCACCCAGCUGGUUGUAAAAAAUAUUGCAAUAUCUGGGUCAUUUUUCCUUUGCAUAAUUUGAUCAGCCAUAUCCACAAAUGAAAGAUUUGUGCAAUGAGACAUGGUCUCCCUUAAGCAUGUGGACUUCCAAACCAUAUUAGAAUAUGUACAGCUUAGCAGGAUAUGGUCUGUUGACUCCACCCCAUCCUUACAACAUUCACAUCCAGCAUCAAACAAAAUUUUUCUUCUAGCUAGAUUUGCUUUUGUAGGCAAUAUAUCUCUACAAGCUCUCCAAAUGAAAGUAUUGAUUUUAUUACA
Messenger RNA from Quercus robur (English oak), 2526 nucleotides. RefSeq names its product exocyst complex component EXO70H1-like. Gene Ontology annotation, cellular component: exocyst. Bases 134 to 1987 code for a protein of 617 amino acids. The record is from RefSeq and is a predicted model, not a curated record. Gene Ontology annotation, biological process: exocytosis. Gene Ontology annotation, molecular function: phosphatidylinositol-4,5-bisphosphate binding. The transcript is spliced from 2 exons. Lineage: Eukaryota; Viridiplantae; Streptophyta; Magnoliopsida; Fagales; Fagaceae.